AAUCUUAUCUUCUCCUCCGCCUCCGCUCUGCUUUCCUCUCUCUCUCUCUCUCUCUCUCUCUCUCUCUCUGUGUUCUCUCCUUUUCUCAGGCAGCAGCAAGCUAGUAGGUUCACCGCCCACCCGACGAUGCGCGCCUCAGUUGCGGCGGCAGCGGUCGAGCCUUCAUCCGCCGCCCGACUCUACGGCCAGGGCCGAUCCCGGAAGGCAUCCCUCCUUCACAGCUGCCACUUGAAGACGGGAUUGCGCUGCGGCCGCGGCGCUUUCAACCCCAGCUCUCCUCGAUUUCCGCUCUUCCUUUGCCAGAGACGCCCUGACCAUCAGAAUGUGAAUGGUGGAGAUACGGAUGAGAUGUUUGACGAAUUGUUCCAAAAAUAUGGGAAGGUGGUCUACAGUGACAGCGACAGAAAACGCCCAACCGCAGAGGCUGAUGACGAUGCAGAAAGCUUAUCCUUUGCUGUUGCACUAGCAAAAGUUGCAAAUGAGGUAAAAGCUGCUGAUAUCCGCGUUCUAUUUGUGAAGCCUCUGGUAUAUUGGACUCGGUUUUUCAUCAUUGUCACUGCCUUUUCUCGCCCUCAGGUUGAUGCAAUCGGGUCCAGAAUAAGAGACAUAGCUGAGAAGCAGUUCAAUAAAAAUGCAGCUGGUGAUACAAAGCCCAACUCGUGGACGCUACUAGACUUUGGUGACGUAGUUGUGCACAUUUUCCUUCCACAGCAGCGGGCUUUCUACAACCUUGAAGAAUUCUAUGGCAAUGCAACACCAAUUGAACUUCCAUUUGAUACUCAAUCCCCAUUUCGCAAAUAAGGCAAAUUUGCAUGGCUUCCACUGGCAGGAUAUAUCUUGAAAGUAGCAGAUCUCAGCGCUGAACAUUCACGUGCUUCUAAGAACCAUGCUCGGCCUUUUCAGUUUUCUGGUGCGCAGAUGCAUCCUGAUGUAGAUGUUCUGAGGUUUGCUUUUAAUUUUAUGCUAUCCAUUGACGGAGAUACUGUAAGACCAUUUUGUGAGGGCAAGGUUUUUGCAACUCUUGAGAAGAAUCUGCUGAAGAAUAUAUUGAUUUUACAUUUGUUGCAGAGCCUUCUGCGUAAGAUGCCUGUCAAAGUAAGGAUUCAUAGCUUGUAAUUCUAUGAUCUCUACUUGCCAUGUGUAUCAAAAAACACUCUUUUAUCUUCAGAUAAGAGGUUCUGGGAUCCAAAGUGGCCAUAUACUUCAAGACCAUUUGAAAGCAACAGUACCUCUUAUUUGCUUCCGCAACACACCUGUGUAAAUGUACGGGCUUGCUUUUUCGGAUCUAAAAAAUGUACCAAUCUGAUUGAUGGCAA
Ananas comosus (pineapple) is the source of this 1316-nucleotide messenger RNA. RefSeq names its product protein Iojap, chloroplastic. NCBI's taxonomy places the organism in Eukaryota, Viridiplantae, Streptophyta, Magnoliopsida, Poales, Bromeliaceae. The coding region runs from base 127 to 801 and encodes 224 amino acids. The transcript has 5 exons. Gene Ontology annotation, molecular function: ribosomal large subunit binding. The record is from RefSeq and is a predicted model, not a curated record. Gene Ontology annotation, biological process: negative regulation of translation; negative regulation of ribosome biogenesis.